Messenger RNA from Photinus pyralis (common eastern firefly), 1164 nucleotides. RefSeq lists its product as uncharacterized. NCBI's taxonomy places the organism in Eukaryota, Metazoa, Arthropoda, Insecta, Coleoptera, Lampyridae. Bases 1 to 1164 code for a protein of 387 amino acids. Gene Ontology annotation, molecular function: nucleic acid binding. The transcript has a single exon. The record is from RefSeq and is a predicted model, not a curated record. Gene Ontology annotation, biological process: DNA integration.
AUGUCAUUUUCACAAAUGCACCAAGUAAUGCUUCCCGCCAAGCACCCACUGACAGAUUUAAUAAUAAAACACGAACAUCAUCGCAAUUUGCACGCUGGAGCUCAAUCCGUAUUAGCGAGUUUAAGACAAAAUUACUGGAUAAUUAACGGCCGUCAGUCUGUGCGUAAAAUAUUACGUAGAUGCAUUACAUGCUUUAGGGCAAAACCAAAUGAACUUUCCCAACUAAUGGGACAGUUACCUCAGCAACGCGUAACUCAAAAUAGAAUAUUUUCUAAGGUCGGGGUCGAUUAUGCAGGCCCGUAUGAUAUUAAAGAUGGAAAGACACGAAAUCGGAAAAUUGUAAAAUCAUAUAUUUGUUUAUUCGUUUGCUUAUGCACAAAGGCAGUUCAUGUAGAGUUAGUUGGCGAUUUAACUGCAUUAGCUUUCUUAAACGCACUAAAAAGAUUUGUAUCUCGUCGUGGAGUAUGCACCUCCAUAUUCUCGGACAAUGCAACCAAUUUUAUCGGCGCAAACAAUUUUUUAAAGGACAUUCACUCUCAUACAAAAGUAAAAAAUUAUAUAUCUGCAAACAAAAUAGUUUGGAAUUUCAUACCCGCUAGAUCGCCACAUUUCGGCGGCCUGUGGGAAGCGUCGGUAAAAAAUUUAAAACAUUACAUAAAACGAUUAACGAAUCAAACAAAUCUAACUUUUGAAGAGUUUUAUACAUUUAUUGUACAAGUUGAGGCAAUCCUCAACUCUCGUCCUGUAACCCCAUUAUCGUCUGAUCCCAAUGAUUUUGAACCGCUAACACCGGGACACUUCCUAAUUGGAGCACCUUUAAAUUCGCUGCCGCAAGAGGAAGUAAUGGAUAGAAAGUUCAGCGUAUUGUCCAAAUAUUUUCAAAUCCAGCAAAUGGUACAACACUUCUGGCAUCGAUGGUCGCAGGAUUAUAUCAAUACCUUACAACAACGCACCAAAUGGAAGUUCGUAAAAAACAACGAAGAUUUAUUAAUGGGCAGUUUGGUGAUAUUAAAGGAGGAUAAUCAACCGCCGUGCAAAUGGGCCAUGGGACGAAUCACUGGACUACAUCGAGGAAGUGACGAUAUAGUUCGCGCCGUUAGUGUAAAAACGCAAAACAGUGAAACAAAACGUGCCAUUAACAAAGUGUGUUUGCUACCUGUUUAA